UGCCACUUACCCUCAAAAUCGAUGCAAAUAAAAUUGUGGGUUUUCCUCGGAACGUUUGACAAGAAAAGCUGGUGACAGGAACCUUUACUUGUGUGUGUUUGUACGUAUAAUCAAUCAAUUAAGUUUAGAGGUGCCAUGGCUGAUUUCUUAACUUCUACCCACAGAGCCAAAUGGAUUUUCCCCCCCCAAGAACUGAAGGAGAAAUAUAAGGCUGCUAAUCAGAGAGCAAGGCAAAUGUUGGAGAAAUAUGGAGCAACAAGGGUGGAGGUAGAUAUUGAUGGGUCACUAUCAUAUCCCGAACGUCAGAAUGAAGCAAAAGCUGAAAAACAUUCACGAGCGAAACCACUAAAGACAGAAGAAGAACAUCUUAUUCGAGCAUUUUAUGAGUUCAAAAUUCAAGAUGUCUGUGACGCGUUUAAAUUUCCUCGUAAAAUACAGGCAACAGCACUUAUAUACUUUAAAAGGUUUUAUCUACAAUGGUCAGUGAUGGAGCAUCAUCCAAAAGACAUCAUGUUAACCUGCAUAUAUACUGCCUGCAAGGCAGAAGAGAAUCAUGUUUCGGCUGAAGAGCUUGGUAAAGGGAUCGAACAAAGUCAUCAAAUGAUUUUAAAUAAUGAGAUGAUUGUUCUUCAGAGUUUAGGAUUUGAUCUUAUUGUUUAUGCACCAUAUCGCUCUCUUGAAGGUUUCGUUAAUGACAUGGAGGAUUAUAUUCGUGCAACUGAUGACCAGCGACAAACUUUGAUGGCUUUGUUGGAAACUGCCAAGAUUGAAGCAGAUAAGACUAUGCUAACAGAAGCUCCACUUCUAUUCGCUCCUGGGCAGUUGGCACUAGCAGCUUUGCGCAGGUCAAAUCAGGUGCACGGAGUUCUUGAUUUCGAAAGAUACCUCAGGAGCAUUCUCUCUCGCCAACAGCCAGUUCACACUAUAUCUGAGCUCACUACUGCUUUGAACAACAUAGAUUCCGUGGUAAGUAAACUUGCGACUCCAACAGCAUCAGAUAUGAAGCACAUUGAUCGGAAGCUAAAAUCUUGUAGGGACCCCAGUUCGCAUGACAAGAGUAAAAAGCGGAAGCAUAGAUCGAAGGAGAGUCCGAGCCAAUUGCAUAAUAUGGCUUAAGUUACUUGCUGCGCUCCCCUCCUUGAGUGGAUUAAAAUUUUGUUGUUUAAAUGCGGCAACAUCUGGAGUUUAGCAAUGGAAGACUUUGUGUUUAUGUCUACUCGUUGGAACAAAGCUUGUGUCUUUCAUAAUUGCCAAAUUUAAUUAUUUUCUAUAAAUUGAUUUUAACAAAACCAUAGCAUAUUUAUUGUAGAGACACAUAGAGUAGCCUUAGAGAAAGAGUUGUAGGGGGAGAUCAUGUCUGAGGUAUGAAAAUAUGUUUGAAUCCAAGAGGGAAGAUGAUGUGUGUGCUUGUAUCGAAUGUUUCCAGUCAAAUUAUUAACUUGCAAGUUACUCUUGAUUUACUUUUAA
Messenger RNA from Daucus carota subsp. sativus, 1467 nucleotides. RefSeq names its product cyclin-H1-1. Gene Ontology annotation, cellular component: nucleus; transcription factor TFIIK complex. Bases 136 to 1116 code for a protein of 326 amino acids. Gene Ontology annotation, molecular function: cyclin-dependent protein serine/threonine kinase regulator activity. The record is from RefSeq and is a predicted model, not a curated record. The transcript is spliced from 13 exons. Gene Ontology annotation, biological process: regulation of transcription by RNA polymerase II; regulation of cyclin-dependent protein serine/threonine kinase activity. Lineage: Eukaryota; Viridiplantae; Streptophyta; Magnoliopsida; Apiales; Apiaceae.